AUGCUCCGCGGAUUAUCCUCCCCCUCCUCCCCCUACACCCCCCCCUACCCCCCUCUGGUGCAUCUCCCCUCUCCUGCUCUUCCUAAUACCACUAUGCAUCACACCACACCCAAUCCUUCUGCUGCUUCUCCCCACUAUUUCCCCACCCACGCUCCCAAUGCUAUUGCACCUGCUGCCACCGUUCCUCCCCCUUUCAACCUGGCCGAAAAUGCAGUAAUGUCACCAGCAGCAUCAGCAGCAGCGCGUGGGACGGUACCCGCCCCUCUAGGCAACCUCUUAAAGCCUCUGACGCGGGAGCAGCAGUGGCUGCUGUGGCAGAAGGAGCAGGAGAGGCGGGUGAGAGAAGGAGCAGGAGGAGUGAGGGCUUUAGACCCUGAGAAGAACCAAGCAGUGUAUGGGUAUGGAAGUGUUGUGUGGAAAGGAAAGGGAGGGAGAAGCAGCGGAGGGAAGGCUGGAGAAUGUGCUGCUGCUGCUCCUGGUGGUGCUGCUGCUGCUCCUGGUGGUGCUGCUGCUGUUGCUGCUGAUGGUACCGCUGCUGUGCCUCCUCCCAUGCCUCUGCCUCUCCCACCUCUCCCAACAGUCCCAUCCAUAGCUCCCGUGUCUGACUCGCCUCCCACCCAUCUCGCCCUGUUACCCACCAACGCUGGGUCUAACAAGCUCGUCACUGUUAACGAGCCAUGCUAUAACGGGUACAGGGGAGGUCACACUGGGAAGUGUGAGCAGAGGCAGGAACCGGAGGAGGGGGAAGAGGAGGAGGGAGGAGACGGUGUCCCUAUGGCUGAUGAAUCCCGGCAGCCACUUUCCCAGAAGCUUCGCCUCCCAGCAUCUCUCGUGAACCCGUACCGACUCGUUAUAGUCCUCCGCCUUCUAGUCACAAUCCUGUUUCUGCGCUGGCGAAUCCUCAACCCCAACACCAAAUCCAUCCCCCUUUGGGCUACCUCAGUAGCGUGCGAAAUCUGGUUCAUCCUAUCCUGGAUUUUCGACCAGUUUCCCAAGUGGACUCCGGUCAAGCGAAGAACCUUUCCGGGCAGGCUGUCGGUCAGGUUCGAAAAUUCCUCUUCUGGGGUGUCCGGACUCGCACCAGUGGACGUCUUUGUCUCUUCUGGGGACCCUAGAUCGGAUCCUCCUCUUACCACAGCCAACACCCUCCUUUCUAUACUCGCUAUGGACUACCCCACUGACCGCGUAUCGUGCUAUCUCGCCGACGAGGGCGCUUCUCUGCUGACCUUCCAAAUGGUGGGUCUAGUUGCGGAAUUCGCCCGUCUCUGGGUGCCCUUCUGCAAGAAAUACAGCAUAGAGCCGAGAGCACCUGACGUGUACUUCAAGCAAAAGGCAUUCCCGGGAGGAGGAGGAGCGGGAGGAAGGGGAGGAGGAAAAGGAGGAGCGACAGGGGGAGGGGCUGGCGCGUAUGUUGGUGUUGCUGGUGCUGCUGAUGCCUAUGCUGGCGGUGCUGCUGUUAACGGUGGUGGCUUCAGCAACUGUGUAUCCUCUGAUGACUCAACAGCAGCAAGCUCUAGUGCGGACAUUCCCAGUGGUGGGUGGGGCAGCAGAAGAACUAGCAGCAGCGGAGGGAGCUACCUUGCAUCCCAGACCCACCCGUCCUUCCUCACGGAUCGCCGCACGGUGAAGUCCGCAUGGGAGCAGACCAAGAUCCGGCUGAACAAGAUGAAUUCAAGGUGGGAGGAGGGGCUGGAGAGGGGCGAGUGGAGCAUGGAUGAUGGGGUGCCGUGGCCGGGGAGUAGAGCUCAUGACCACCCAGCCAUGGUGCAGGUUUUUCUGGGAUCGGGUGGUGGGGGGGGUGGUGGGGGUGCUGCUGCUGCAGUUACUGUGGGUGAAGCUGAAAAGGGGACAGAAAGGAGCACCGAGAAGGGAACUGGGGCGGCAGGGAACGGAACUGGAAACGGAAAAGAGAAGGCGGCAGAGAAGGCAGCAGAAGAGGCAGCACAGAAGGGCGAAAACACAGCGACAGAAGCAAAGGAACCUGCCAGGGGGGCAGCAGCAGCAGCAGCAGCAGCAGAGGGGUCCAUAGACCUGCCUCGCCUGGUAUACGUAGCACGGGAGAAGCGGCCGGGUUACAACGAGCACGGCACAGCAGGGGCACUUAACGCUCUGCUGCGCGUCUCUGCUCUGCUCUCCAACGCACCCUUCCUCCUCACCUUAGACGCCAAUCACUACGUCAAUAACGCAACUGCUCUUAGAGAGGCCAUGUGCUUUCUGAUGGAUGGGAGUGGAGCCGCGGGUGGUGGAAAAGCGGAUGGGUUGAUGGGGGAUGGGGCAGGGGCAGGUGGGAAUAAGUGCUGCUUCGUGCAGUUUCCUCUGCGGUUUGAUGGCGUGGAUGAGAGCGAUCGAUACGAAAACCACAACACUGUGUUCUACGAUGACCCAUGCUCAUGGGAUCAGGCUGCUGUUUCCGCAGACAGGCACUCUAUGGGGGUAAACCCCCUGGGGCUCAGGAUUGCAGCAGAUCUACCCGCUGCAGCAGCAGCAGCAGGAGAAGCAGGAGUGGCAGCAGCAGCAGCAGCAAGGCAGGAGAAACCGGGCAAGGGAGAGGCAGGGGUAAGCACAGCAGCAGCAGGAGCAGAAUCAGGUGGUAGCAGUAGCAGUAGCAGUGGUGGUGGUGGUGGGGAGGUGGUGGUGGAUAUUGAUAGGGACGCCCGUUUGGAUACAAUGCGCAGGCGAGGCGGAGGAACCGCUAAUACUACUGCUCAUGCUGCUGCUGCUGCUGCUGCUGCUGCUGCUGCUGCUGCUGCUGCUCCUUCUUCCCCUGCUGCUGCUACCUCUGCUGCAGAUGGUAGCGCUACCACCCACUCCCUGGUGCCCUUCUCACACUACCAUCUCACUGCCAUGCAUGGCAAAGCCGGCCCACACGCCACCGCAGCUACAGCAGCUGCUACAGCCGGUAGAGUGUAUGAGGAGGAUACAGAGGACGCGGAGGGUACUCCUCUGAUGGAGAUGAAGCGGUACGAGCGAAGGUCCUUCUCUCAUCUAUCGGCGCGACCGAACUCGCUCUCUCCUCCCGCUCCCCCGUCUGGUUCGGCCUCCGUCACGGCCGCUUAA
This is a messenger RNA of Closterium sp. Naga37s-1, 3057 nucleotides long. Lineage: Eukaryota; Viridiplantae; Streptophyta; Zygnematophyceae; Desmidiales; Closteriaceae. The record is from the annotation of a GenBank genome assembly.